Molecule: messenger RNA, 214 nt
Organism: Aspergillus nidulans FGSC A4
Lineage: Eukaryota; Fungi; Ascomycota; Eurotiomycetes; Eurotiales; Aspergillaceae
Product: bL33 family ribosomal protein
Exons: 2
Coding region: 17-199 (60 amino acids)
Biological process (GO): translation
Cellular component (GO): ribosome; mitochondrion; cytoplasm
Molecular function (GO): structural constituent of ribosome
Source: RefSeq, a predicted model, not a curated record
GCGUCCAGCCGCCAAUAUGGCCAAGAAAGCGAAAUCACGUACCAUGGCCGUUCGCCUGAUCUCGAUGGCCAUGACUGGCUACUACCGCACAAUGACCCGACCCCGUGCGCACCGUCCUUUGAGCAUGCUGAAGUAUGAUCCCGUUGUCAAGAAAAAGGUGCUGUUCCUGGAGGCAACCAAGGGUGGACGCGCGAAAUGAUUUACCUUCUACCGC